CCUUUUUCUUCUUCUUAACCACCCAUCUCGCUUCCUUCCCAAAUCCCAAACACAGAUAGACAACCAUGUCCAACACUAUUCCACCCCACGUGGUCGACGAUUGCCGAGGUGUCCUCCACGUCUACAGCGACGGUUCCAUCGUCCGCUCCUCCAAACCAAGCUUUGAAGUCCCCGUCAACGACGACGGCUCCGUUCUAUGGAAGGACGUCGUUUUCGACGCCGUUAACAACCUUCAGCUCCGGCUCUACAAGCCCGCGGAUUUCUCACCCUCUUCCGCCUCCAAGCUCCCUGUGUUUUACUACAUCCGCGGAGGCGGCUUUUGCAUUGGCUCCCGCGCCUGGCCCAACUGUCAGAACUACUGCUUCCGGCUGGCUUCGGAGCUGCGAGCCGUGGUCGUGUCUCCCGACUAUCGGAUGGCUCCGGAAAGCCGGCUCCCGGCUGCUAUCGAGGACGGCUUCAUGGCCAUGAAGUGGCUCCAGGCCCAAGCCGUGUCCGACGAGCCGGACUCGUGGCUGACUGAGGUGGCUGAUUUUGGUAACGUUUUCAUAUCGGGCGACUCGGCGGGUGGGAAUAUCGCUCACAAUUUGGCGGUUAGACUCGGAUCCGGGUCGCCCGAGUUGGCUCCGGUUCGGGUGAGGGGUUAUGUUUUACUGGCACCGUUUUUUGGUGGCACAGUAAGAACCAAGUGCGAGGCUGAAGGACCAAAGGAUGCCUUUCUGAAUUUGGAGCUCAUUGACAGGUUUACUGAGAGACAGAGCUGCAGAAUAUGCAAUGCGGCUUAAGAAUUGGGGAAAAAAGAUUAAGUACGUGGAGUUUGAAGGAAAACAGCACGGUUUCUUCACCAUUGAUCCUAAUUCGGAUGCAGCAAAUGUAUUGAUGCAAAUCAUUCAACAUUUCAUGGCUGAAAAUUCCAGCUAGGACUGCAUUCAUGGGCAUGUGUUCUUGAAAAGCUCUAAUGGCAAGUGGGUGUUAGGUUUUUGGUGGUUUUUACUUCCUUUUAAGUUGGUUGCUCCAUUUGUAUUGAAAUUUAUGAAAUAAAUAAAUAAGUGGGUUUUU
Messenger RNA from Corylus avellana, 1056 nucleotides. The record is from RefSeq and is a predicted model, not a curated record. NCBI's taxonomy places the organism in Eukaryota, Viridiplantae, Streptophyta, Magnoliopsida, Fagales, Betulaceae.